This is a messenger RNA of Tupaia belangeri chinensis (Chinese tree shrew), 1948 nucleotides long. RefSeq names its product BTB domain containing 16 (gene BTBD16). NCBI's taxonomy places the organism in Eukaryota, Metazoa, Chordata, Mammalia, Scandentia, Tupaiidae. The record is from RefSeq and is a predicted model, not a curated record.
CCCACAACGACCCAGCAGGAAACCAAAGGCAAGCUCCCCUGCCAAAGCACCUUGGCCCACAGAAGAGAAGGGCGAGCCCCAGAUAUGAGAGCUUUCAGGAUUUGAGUUUAGAAGGUGACCAGCCCCAGCUCUCCUGUAAUUCAGAAACCAGUGCCUUGAAAGGCCCGCCAUUGAACGCGCUUCACCUGUAAACACACUCGAGGCGGGCGAGAGGGCUGCAGGACUGUAAGUACGGUGGGCACUUUUCAUCCACUUGAACAACCAAGGAAACCAUCCUAGCAACAGGUGCUUAUCUUUUUCCCACCGUGCAAAUCUCCAUUGUCGUUCAUGAAAAUGUUGAAUUCGCAGCACAAAGCUCGGCCGGAGCGCCAAAUAGUUGGGUCAACCAACAGGUGGCGUUUCCCUAAGGAGCCUUUCUCCGGGGACUUGCUUGCACUCUCCCAGAGGUGCAAGGCUCUCAGUGCAGACUUCGAUGAAGUUCUGAAGAGCCCUGACAGGUUAAAUAUUUCACAAAUUCAGAAAAUUCUCUCUGGGAAUUUCAAGGAUAACACCAUCCAAAGCAGGGAGGCAGAUGUGAUUCUUGAAUGCCUGGGCCUCAAGUGGGAACUCCACCAGCCUCAGCUUUUUCAGUCCAAGACCUUGGCCAACCUUUACUUGGUGGCCCUAGGACAGAGCACCACCAAUCCCAUGAUGGAACUGAACAAGCUUCUGCGAGCUUCAUCACCUAGGAAUACCAAAGACCAGUCCUCUGUGAAGAGGAUCUUCAUUUCCUUGAAGAUCAAUGACCCACUGGUCACCAAAGUUGCCUUUGCCACGUCCUUGAAGAACCUCUACAUGAGCACUGCGGAGGUGGACAUAGACGACGUGCUGGGAGUGCUGGCUUCUGCUCACGUUCUUCAGUUCAGCACCCUGUCUCAAAGGUGUAUAACCAUGAUGAUAAAGGGAAUCACACCAAGCACCAUCAAGAACUUCUACCUCGCUGGCUGCAAGUACAAAGAACAGUCGCUCAUCACCGCCUGCGAAAAGUGGCUAGAAAUGAACUUGGUCCCUCUGGUUGGGAAACAGAUCCACCUCCGGAAAAUCCCACAGGAGCUGCUCCACAAAGUGCUGAGGUCCCCCAGCUUGUUUAUCUUCAAUGAGUUUCAUCUUCUGAAAAUAAUACUGUUGUGGGUCUACUUGCAAGUAAACCACAAAAUUCAGGCAAUUCCAAUCUAUGAAACCCUGCUGGCAUAUUUUAACAGCUUUCCCAAGAAGUGUUGCUUUCUGGAACGGGAUGUAGGCAGAGAUUUCUUCCUCUGCUUGCGUAUGCAUGCCAUCACUAGAGGCAAGGAUCUGCUUGAGUUAAAGCACAUUAACUUCUUCCCGGAGUCAUGGCUGGUCCGGAUUACAGCCAGUCACUACCACGCACUGGAGUGCGGGGGUGACAUGGCCCGCCUGAAAGAUCUUUCCACCCAGGCUGUCAGAUUUGGGAUGCUCUUUGGCCAGGAGUACACGACUUACUCAGAAAUGAUUGCUAUAUAUGGAUUCUUCUUUGAGCUAAAAGGAAUCAAACAUAAUACAGCCUCUUACAGUUUUUACAUGCAGAGAAAAAGGCACACAGACAUGGAAUUUGCCUCCGUGGCCUUAAGCCCUGUUAGCGUGAGAACAGAACGCUUGGUGAAGUACGAGAUCAGAGCCCAGGCCCUGGUAGACGGCAAGUGGCAGGAGUUCAAGACAAACCAGAUCACGCAGAAGUUUGGGUUCACCAAGCCAUCCUGCAAAAGCCACGCCUUGAAAAUCCAAACUGUGGGCAUCCCAAUCUAUGCAAGUUUUGCAUUCAUCUUUCCAGAAUCUUGACAAUUUCCAGAAGAAUCUAUGGGAUUUUUUUCCCCCGCACUGGUCUGCAUAGAAGAAAAUAAAAUAGCAUUAAAGGAGGUUCUCAAGUGCCCAGUUGACUUCAGUAGUUAGC